UCUCCUUAAUCUAAAAAAAAACAUUUUCUCCUUAUUAUCCUAUAAAAUAUAAACCCUGACGCUACUGGCCAUGGCCGCCGCCUCGAUCCUGUCCGCCGCCUGCUCCUAUCCGCGCCGCCACCCCGCCGCGCCGCACCUCUCCCACUCCGCGCGCUUCAAGAGGUUCGACAGGGUUCGCCGGUUCUCGCCCGCCGCCAUGUCGACGCCGUCGGGGCCGAAGGAGGCGCCGGGUAAUAACCCCGGUCUCCACACCGAGAUCGACCCCGCCACCAAGGGCUACUUCCUGCAGCAGACGAUGUUACGUGUGAAGGACCCAAAAGUGAGCCUUGACUUCUACUCCCGUGUGAUGGGCAUGUCGUUGCUGAAAAGAUUAGAUUUUGAAGAGUUGAAGUUCAGCUUGUAUUUUCUCGGUUAUGAGGAUGUGGCUUCAGCCCCUGCUGAUCAUAUCAAGCGGACUGAAUGGACUUUCAGGCAAAAAGCUACCCUCGAACUCACCCACAACUGGGGCACAGAAAGUGACCCUGAAUUCAAAGGUUACCAUAAUGGGAAUUCAGACCCUCGUGGUUUUGGUCAUAUAGGAGUAACCGUGGAUGAUGUCUACAAGGCAUGUGAGCGCUUUGAACGUCUUGGUGUUGACUUUGUGAAGAAACCUGAUGAUGGGAAAAUCAAAGGUAUUGCGUUCAUCAAGGAUCCUGAUGGCUACUGGAUUGAGAUUUUUUACCACACCAUUGGGAUGGUGACCGCUUCGGUGUCAUGAGGUGUUGUGGUUCAGAUAUUAUGGAGGCUUUGUGUUCAGGUUGGUACCACACUGCACUCCGCCUUAGCCAGUGCUGGCGGCUCAGCGGCCCGCCGCGCUCAGCAUCCUUUCUGCUGCCUCCAACCGUACCGGUCACCAUGCGCUGGGUACGGAUAUUUUCUGACCAUAUUCGAAUUCGAUCCGGUCUGGAAGGGUUUUAUCCGUCCGUAUCCGAUUUCGAAUAUCUAAUAUCCAUAAUCGAUCCGUAUCUGAAUGCUUAAAAGUUACUUUUUUAUGAUGUCGAUAUUCAUUACAAUUUUAUCCGGCAAAAACUAACACUAUCUGUAUCCGACUCCGUAUUCGAACACAAAUAUAAAAAACAAAUACGAUAUCAGUAAUAUCCGUCUA
Messenger RNA from Panicum virgatum (switchgrass), 1144 nucleotides. Its product is annotated as lactoylglutathione lyase-like. NCBI's taxonomy places the organism in Eukaryota, Viridiplantae, Streptophyta, Magnoliopsida, Poales, Poaceae. The record is from RefSeq and is a predicted model, not a curated record. Bases 71 to 757 code for a protein of 228 amino acids. Gene Ontology annotation, molecular function: lactoylglutathione lyase activity; metal ion binding. The transcript is spliced from 9 exons.